CUUUCAAUGCUGAGUUGCGGGACAGGGAUAUUGGAGGAUAUCUCCUAGCUCAUUUGUAGACUUCAGGGUUCUUAUAUAUAUGAAGAUAUAUGACUAAUCGACCCCAUCAUAAGUUCGAUGUAAUUCUUAAAUGAGAAUGUUGUUGAAUGUUGUAGUGUGAUGUUGUUGUCGAAUGUGUUGUUUGAUCCUGCAAACGCGCGCUGGCAGCGCUUGGGUGCCUGAUUGGGCGAGCUUAAGCGUCAAGCGCUUGCGCGUCAUGUGAUUGCGGUUUGUUGCUGGAACUUAUCCUCAAGCUCGUUGAAGCCAUCACUCCAAAAACGGCUGCAACUUCAACCUUCAGCAAAAUAGACGAAAUCCUGUUUACUACGCAGUCCACGGACAGUGGAUUUAAACACUGCCAGUUCAGUGGAAUCUGUUGCAGGAAUAACUAACUAACUAUCUACUACCCCCCAUCCUUGAAUAGGAACACAUCCAACCAGCCGCCUGUCAUGGCGCCGCGAAUAAACAUCCCCCCAAUCACAAGAGCGAUUCUCAGCGCCAUCUGUGCUCUAUCCUUUCUAAACGGCGUUGCCAGAUGGAGACAGUAUGAAGGUUCACCGGGUGCACCUAUCCCUUAUUUAUCGCUGGUUCCAUCCAAUAUUCUCUUUUAUCCGUGGACCCUGAUGACGGCUACAUGUGUUGAACAAAAUAUUUUCACCGUCAUCAUUACCGGAGCGACUAUACUUUACGGAGGGAAAUAUCUGGAGCGCGCGUGGGGUUCGCGGGAGUUUGCGAAGUUUAUCCUUGUUGUUGCACUGGUGCCGAAUAUCGUCGUGACUUUCCUCUACAUUUUGUGGUCGAGUAUUGUCUCUGAUGCUGCUAUUGCUUCGAAAGGAAUAUCUGGCGGUAUAUCGAUUCUGGCGGCAUUUCUAGUGGCAUUCAAACAACUGGUCCCCGAACACACCGUAACAAUUCUUAAAGGCGUUGUCAAAAUGCGAGUCAAGCAUUUCCCGGCCCUCUUCCUCCUUCUGAACGCCAUUGGCGGCAUAAUCCUCGGAACCGACGUCGCACUUAAUUUGAGCUGGCUCGGUCUAUUGUCGAGCUGGACUUAUCUCCGCUUCUACAAACGCCAACCAGACCUCUCAGGCACCUCAUCUAGCGGACUCGGCAUCAAAGGCGAUGCCAGCGAAACUUUUGCCUUUGCCAACUUCUUCCCGGACGCCGUACAGCCCCUUAUCUCCUUCGUCACAGAUAAGAUAUACUCAAUCCUCAUCGCCCUGCGUAUCUGCACACCUUUCUCCGAAGAAGAUAUCGCAUCAGGAAACGAACAAGCAAUGGCGCGUUGCGAAGCCGGGCUCCCUAGCCUUUUAAAUAACGGCAGGAUGGCUGGCGGAAGAGGCUCGGGUAAGCGAGAGGAGGCAGAGCGGCGGAGAGCACUUGCGCUUAAGGCUCUCGAUCAACGACUUCAGGCAGCCGCCCCGAGUACGCCGGUUCAGCCAACGCCCCCAAGUUCUGCCCCAUCCCAAGCAGCGCCCGCGCGACAACCCUCGCCGCAGCCAGCAGCCCCGUCUGUUGGCCCCGGUCAAAGUAUGCUAGGUGAAACGAACUAUACGCCCGAUAAGUCGUGAUGAGAUAAGUAAAAAUGAACUGAGAUACAAUGGAACGUUUGCUCCGGGUUGUGAGACCUGGUUAGCGUUAUCAUAACCCUGAUCAACUAGUUCGUAUCAUCAUGCAUGCUACUAGACGGGUGCGAGACAUCUCGGAUUUUUUGAAUCAGUUACUUUUUAUUAUAUUUUAUCAGGACUUUAAUUGUACAUUUUCUCUUUUUACUUCUAUAUAUGUCUCCUUACGUCUCCCCCGGCUAAUGACAUGACCCCGGAAUACUCAAACUUUUUCAUAAUUUGCCCAUUUCGUUCUUCCUUCGUGAGUACCAUAGAGCCUGUGAUCUAAAAACAUCCACCCCCGCCACCCCCAGCUUACCAUUCCCGUCUCCAUUAUCCCUCUUUUCCUUUCCACUAUUAUGUAUCUUUUUAACACGACUUUCUAGACGAAAGGUACUCCUUUGCUUUUUCCCUGUCUACCUUUUCUACUUUUUAUGUCACCUUUUUUGAUAUAUUUUCCAGCUCCUUUGCCGUUCCAAAAUACCCCCCUAUUUCACAUUUUCGUCGCUUAUAGCGAUAUGAUAUAUAUGUAUUAGGAACAUUUGCGUUUUCACCACGGCCUCCUCGGAUGGGGGCUUGUAUUUUCCUCUUUCUCGCUUUCUUCUUUCUACCUUGUUUGUCUACAAUUUUACUAGGGGGGGUGUGGGAUGAUGGGAGCGCCGAUGGCUAGGGACACUGGACGUUCCCAGUGAUAUCUUACGUAUAUGAUAAGCGUUGGUAUAAGUAUAUUUUGUCUAAAAAAUGAUUGAAAAGUUCUCAGCCUUUUUUGUAAAUAUCAUCAGCCGCGUUUACGUCUAAUUUAUGAAGUAUUUCGCAGCCCAUUAUCAGUAUCCUUUGUCCACCUCGUAAAAUUUCAAGUUCCGUUUGGAAGAAUGAAAGAUAAAAAUCAAAUAAAAUGUACGGAUGAAGAUUUGGGUAUUCUAGAUUUGGGGUUAAUAAUAUUUCCUUUAUUGUACUAUACAGACAUUUGAUAGGGAUAAAGAUCCAUCUAGAGACCCACCGGUCCUUAAGGGGUAGGAUCGAAUAUGC
Molecule: messenger RNA, 2669 nt
Organism: Blastomyces dermatitidis ER-3
Lineage: Eukaryota; Fungi; Ascomycota; Eurotiomycetes; Onygenales; Ajellomycetaceae
Product: rhomboid family protein
Exons: 2
Coding region: 489-1607 (372 amino acids)
Biological process (GO): retrograde vesicle-mediated transport, Golgi to endoplasmic reticulum
Cellular component (GO): membrane; Golgi apparatus
Source: RefSeq, a predicted model, not a curated record